UUGAAAUCAUGUGAGUAUAAGCUUACUUUUGUUUUUUUGUUACUUCAUACUGUGUACUCUUGUAAGGGUUGUGCACGGAGUGUGUUAGGGGUCACUAGAAGUGCGUGCUUCAGGGGGAAAGAGAAGACCAGAUCUCCCAGAACUUUGAAAUUACAGUGGAAUUCAUUAUGGGGGAACGGCCUUUAAAGAUACUUAGGAAAAGUACAGAUGCCUUCAUUUUGGUACACCUUGCUCCCAGUUCCUUUGCCCAGGGUCAGUAUUUGGGUAUUAUGCCAUUUUCCCAGCAGGUUGAGUCCUUGAUUUCCGUUGGUUUCAGUAGUUAGUGUGUGCACUGUGAAUCAGAUACACAAGGCAAAGGCCCAGCCUGCAAUUACUGCUGCUCCUUGGCAGGAGUUUAUUCAAUCUGUUCCUCUUGGCUAGACCUCUUAUCCUGUCUUUGUGGUCUUAUUUACGUUGUGGUGGCAGAAUUAUUUCCACUCCAAAGCGCUGUAGUGAUAUUGUCUGAAUGCUUCAGGAUGAGAUAUGGCUAAGGAUCUUUGGAGAGCUGAACUUAAUUUAAAUUCUUCAAGAACUAUCUGUUAUUUUCAGUCUUUAUUAUUAUUAUUAUUAUUAUUAUUAUUAUUUUAAUUAAUAGAAGAUGCAGACUUUUUGGAAUGAUGGUGGAAACUUGUGUUCUCUUCUUGAGAAAUAUUGUUUAGUCUUCUGAGCCAUCAUGUGAAUGCCCUACUCCUGGGCCUCAUAUGUAAAUAUUUUCCAUCAUAUUUGAUACUGUUCACGGAUUAUGUAGAUGCAUAAUGAUGUGGGUGCAGUUUAUGUUUUAAAGUCUGAGUGCAGAGCCAUGGAUUUGGCAGAGAGCUAGGGAAAAGUGCAUAUUUAGGGAGGAUCUGUUUCAGGAAAUCUUAAACCACACAAUUCCAAAUAUUCAUGCUGUAGAAAGUAAGUUUUAUUGUUUUCUCUCUUAUUUUUUGUACUUAAGACAAAUUUUUCUCUUAAAACAGUUUUUUGGGGGAUAAACACGUUCCUUGAAGAAAGUACAUCCCACUGAAUUUACAGUGGGAAUUCAAAUUAUUGUUUGUUGGCUGUCUGUCCAUAUGCAUGGUUGUAUCCCACAGUGGAGGUGAAGUGAGCUAUUCCUCAUUCAGUGAUUUAUGAUUUCCGCUUGCAUUAGUGCACCCAACAGUAAAAGUAAGGGUUUAUAUACUGUCAUUUACUAUAGGGCAUUUUACACACAGGAGCUUGUUACUUUACAGCAGCUGUGGUGUCAAAGUCCUAAUGUUGCCCCUGCCUGGGGUUAAUAAUUUUCAGAAUAAUUUAGAUACGUGUGUUGAUUUUAGAGCGCUUCAAAAAUUUACCACUUGAAUCAGGCGCGUUGGCCUGCCUGUUGAGAGGAUUAUCUGAAUAGUGAAGGUGAAGGGGAAGUGACAAGCCCUGCUGGCAGUGACACUUGUGUUUGCAGCAGACCGUGGUGUGUUGGCAUAAGACCGCUUGAAUGAGUCAGUGGAGGAGAUGAAAAAUGCUUUGGAGGCGGAGCUGUUUAGAGGAGAGCUCAGAAGCAUGAGAAGUUCAGUCUCAAUAUUCUGAUAAAAACAGAGACCGAAGUACCACUAUAGAAAGUCUGGUGAGGAGCUCUAUUCAAUGUGUAACUUUAGUCUAAAAAGUGCUCGUGACAGGUAAUACAUGGGGAAGAACAGGGAGUAACAUAAACGUAACAGGGAAAAACGUAACUAUUGCAUAAAAUGAGUGGCUUUAUCCAGAGUAUGUUAAAUGGUAGAAACUGUCAUUGAAGAAAGUAUAAAAUAAUUGGAGUAGUUUCAGAGAUAGGUAAAAAAUGAGAAGUAUAAGGUGUAUGCAUGUAAAGAGACUGAAAAGAUGGGAUGUGUUUGAGGGGUAAAAAUUAAGAAGAGAAUGAUGCAUAUGUAAAUACAUGUGCAUUUUACAUAUAUGAUGAAUCUGGACCAUCUGCUGUCACUGUCUUAUAACAGAAGAAGGAAGAAAUAUUGAGUGAGAUUCUUACCAAGUUUUCUUUUAAAACUGUGUUGAAGUCAGUUACUGGGCAUUUAUAUGUAUGCAUAUAUAGUAAAAUGGAAAUUAAUUCUCUCUUCUUCCCUAAGAAUUGCUUCAAGUUAGGUUUAAAAAUCUAUUUCUGUUUUAAACAUAUGUGGCUUGAAGCCCUCAACUUCAACCACUCCACGAGAAAAUGAAGAUCUCUUCACUUUGUUUUGUUUAAAUCUUUUUUCUUUUUCCCCUGUUGCAGAGCUCCCUGAAGAUAUGUGGCUCAUACUGCCUCAAACUAUCUGGACAUUUGUUGUUUAACUGCUGAAGCUUUCCUACCACUUAAUAAGUGAAGCCUUAAAUCUAUUGAGGGAUCAGAUUUGGCUGCUAUGGAAUCAAGACCAACUAAAACAUGAGGAGAUGUAGUCAAGAUGAUCCAGCCAGAAGAUUCACUUCAUAGAAAUCUUAUUUUUGUUUAAUAUGUAAUAUAAUUUGACAAAGCCAAAUUCAGUUACUUUUCUUGAAAUUAAGACACGCCUGUGGCCUUCAUCAGAAAUGUUUCUAACAUUUUCAAGAAAAAAUAUGUCCCAGAAACUGAGUAUGUUUUUACUAGUUUUUGGAAUCAUCUGGGGUUUGAUGUUGCUACGCUACACUUUUCAGUAUCCAAGACGCCAAAGCAGUGCUGAGUUGCGUGGACAGAUAUUAGAUCUCAGCAGAAGAUAUGUCAAAGCAUUGGCAGAAGAAAAUAAAAAUUUAAUGAAUGGUGGUGGUGGAGCAUCUAUGGCAGGAUACGCUGAUCUUAAGAGAACAAUUGCUGUUCUUCUGGAUGACAUCUUACAACGCCUGGUGAAAUUGGAAAACAAGGUCGAUUACAUUGUUGUGAAUGGCUCAGCAACAAAUACCACUAAUGGAACUAGCCAUCAGGCACCAGUAACUUCAAAUAAACGUGUAAAACCAGCCAGCAACAUUAGAUAGCAAACAGGGCCGCUUUGCAUUGCUACAUCUGCGAUGGGUAAUAUUUAAGAUAAGCUUUUUAUAUGUGGCUAAGGCAAAACAGUAGUUGACUCUAAAAGAAGCAUAAACUAUGCUAUUAUACAAUGUGCUGGAUCUGUGUAGGCCUAACAUAUGUGCUUAGGUUCUCAAAGCAUUGUUUCAUUGCCUUUGAGCAGUACUUCUGAAGUGAUCUUUGUCGUCUUUAAAGAUAUUUUGAUAUCAUGAUUUGAUGUAGUAUGCCAUUGGAUAAUAAAACUAUGUGGAAAGCAAUGGGGAACUUAUAGGUAGGUUUAUAAAUAUAUUUAUUUAAGUAUGAAUAUAACAUAUCUUUUGGAUAGGUGAGAAGCAUUGUAGCUUAUUAAUUUUUUGUGAUCUGCAUUUAAGCUGAGGUAACUGAAGAAAACGCAUUGUUAAGCAGAUGUUAGAAAAUGUGUAUACUUAAAAUAUUUUGUUACUUAAUUACUAAACAAUAUUAAAUUGAGGAUAGCAUUGGUGGUAAUAUUUUAAAAUUGCGACCCAAAGAAUGUCUUUAUUUGCACUAUCUGUCAGAAUAGUUAAAGCGAAUUUACUGUAUAUUUAAGGAAAUUAAUUAUAAUAGGAGAAUAUUCUAGGUAGUAACACUGUCCAGGUUUAUCUUUGUGCCAGAGUAAGGGCAGUUAGAUUGUCAAAAGCAAAUCAUAAUCUGUGAUAUCUUAGAUCAUUGUUUCUUACAAAGAUAUUUAAGUGUAUGUAUUUUGUAAUUGCAGAUGAAAUUAUUUAAGUGACAGAAAUAAGUUUUGGAUAUGCGAAUACGGUUUAUUUUUAUUUGUUGCUGUUUGUUUUAACAAUUUAAUACCUUGCAAUUUGUGAUGAGUAUAGCACACAACCUCCUUGAAUUGCUUUCUUGAUCAGAAGGAAAAUCAGUGAAGGGAAACAAGGCAUCUCUGCAUUUAACAGAGUUGUAUAUACUAAGGUUGUCUAGUCAUGGAGUAUUUGAGAGGUAAGGUAAUAUUUGCCUUAUGUCUAAGUCUUACAGCAAAGUGAAAUGCAUGCAGCAUGGAUGCACUGUAUUUCAAAAUGUUCCUGAAGUCAUAUUUAAGUGCCACUGAACCUGUUUUUUAAAAUGUAGUGAAUGUUUGGUGGGGACAGAGGAUAUAUUCAGGGACUUUUGCCAGAAGUGUCCUGCGAGUGGGGUUUUGGGGGUGGGUAAAACCAGAAGUGCUGGAUGAUAUACCAUCCAAAGUUAUGUGUUUUUUCUUUUCUUCUGUUUCCGUGCUGAUAUUCUUGAUGGUUAUAAAAGAAAAUACACUUGCAACCUUCCUUAAUGUCCAGAGGAUUUUUUUGGUCACAUUGUGUGUAAACAUGUACUCACUUCAAUGCAGAAAGAGAAAUAAAUUUUUAAUUGUACUUGUA
Molecule: messenger RNA, 4377 nt
Organism: Empidonax traillii (willow flycatcher)
Lineage: Eukaryota; Metazoa; Chordata; Aves; Passeriformes; Tyrannidae
Gene: CCDC126
Product: coiled-coil domain containing 126
Exons: 3
Coding region: 2548-2967 (139 amino acids)
Source: RefSeq, a predicted model, not a curated record